UUAUAUUUAUACAAAACAAUUGACCGCAUGUUUUGAUGGCUUUAAUUAGCGCACUAUUGGGCCACAAAUGCCGUACGGUAUUCACCCGAUUGUCGCCGACAAUGACGGCGACAGCAGCGGCCAACACAGUGACCAUAACAACGACUACCAGACCGAUGUCUCAGUGGACACCAAAUCACGCCGAACCUAUUCAAGAUGUGGACACCAUCGAUGAACUGAUGAAAUCUUCGGCAUCGGUGGACGAAUUGGGCGAUUUGGCCUUCAAACCGAUCAAAGCUCGGCAAUCGUGGGAAACGUGUUCACUGUUUUACGAUAAUCUGUUGCAUCGGUUCAUUCGUAUGGCUCACCGAAAAGGCCAGAAAACAAUGAUGAGGGAUCUAAUGCGGGAAACGUUUGGCGUUGUAAAGUCAACUCAGUUGCAGAAGUACAACGCGGCCACCGAUGAUGAUGUCCGGUCGGCCAUCGAAUUGGAUCCGUUGCGUAUAUUUAAGGUGGCGGUUGAUAAUUGUCGACCACUGAUUAUUACGCAACCGGUUAAGCGCGGCGGUGCCACCUAUCAGGUGCCGUAUCCGUUGCGGGUCAACGAAUCGGAGGAUAUGGCUAUGCGUUGGUUGAUUACGGCAGUCAAAGAGCGGCCCAAACCCAGGAAAACGUUUUUUCCCGAAAAUAUGGCCCGCGAACUGAUCGAUGCCUACUAUAAUGAGGGCAAAGUGGUCAAAAAGAAACAGGAUAUGCAUCGGGUAUGCGAGGCCAACAGGGCGUACGCCCACUAUCGAUGGGGCUAACUUCAGGAGGCGAGGGGGAGUCAGUCGCUGACCAUGUUUUUUUUGGCCAUUUUUUAUUAGCAUAUAAUUUGUUAGGUAUUUUUUUGUGUCAUUAAUUUUUUUAUUGUA
This is a messenger RNA of Oppia nitens, 893 nucleotides long. RefSeq names its product 28S ribosomal protein S7, mitochondrial-like (gene mRpS7). Lineage: Eukaryota; Metazoa; Arthropoda; Arachnida; Sarcoptiformes; Oppiidae. The record is from RefSeq and is a predicted model, not a curated record. Bases 36 to 785 code for a protein of 249 amino acids. The transcript has a single exon. Gene Ontology annotation, biological process: ribosomal small subunit assembly; translation. Gene Ontology annotation, cellular component: ribosome. Gene Ontology annotation, molecular function: structural constituent of ribosome; mRNA binding; rRNA binding.